AUGACAAAACCCCUUAACACAGUCGUAACCGUGAAAAGAUUUCAUCGUCAAACGAUGAAAAUAUAUUUAAGGGAUUUCGAAAAUAGUGUCGACGUAGCAAAACAUCGCAAAGCGUUUGAGAAAGAAGAGCAAAGGAUCAUUUCACGAAAUGAAUUGGGAAGUUACGUAUUUAACUUACGUAACAAACUUGAUAAACUACAUAUUCCUAACCGACUCAAAGAUGCAAUUCAAGAAACUAUUGCAUGGCUUGAAAGUAACCAAGAGGCGAUUAAGGAGGAAUAUGAAAAUAAACAAGGAACGCUCAAAGAAAUAGCCAACCCAAUCACGAGAAUAUUUUUUGGCGACACAGACAUCAGUGGGAGUCGAGGAUGA
Molecule: messenger RNA, 372 nt
Organism: Funneliformis caledonium
Lineage: Eukaryota; Fungi; Glomeromycota; Glomeromycetes; Glomerales; Glomeraceae
Source: the annotation of a GenBank genome assembly